AUGAUGGCGCCACAGCCCUCAUUGAAGUUGUCCGGCUCCAUCUUCUUCUCUGCAGACAUAGGGUCCGAGACCUUGAGUGCGCCGACAUCGCCAUGCACCUCAUGGUGGACACCGGACGGCACAACUCACCCAGUUCUAAAGGCUGCUUUCUUGGCUUCCGGUUUGGACCAGUGCGGCCUUAACAGUACGGUCGACGAGAACGGGCAGACGGUUUGGAGCGGAAAUAUCAGCCUCUUCGUGGGCCUACGCCCGUCACAAUCUGGCUUGGACGAGAGGGUUCUCUCUUACUGGACUUGGCCGAUCAGCAUUACCCGUGUUCACUCCAGCAAGUACACAUUUGCUGUGAUGCCUCUCAGCACCUUCGGAGCCCAUGGAGAUGGGCGAGUCACCGACCGAGAGUUCGAGGAGAUGCCCAAUGGGCUAAUCGAGGUGGCAGGAAAUGCUUCAGUCGGAUCACGCAUGUCCUUCUUCAGCAGCGCCAGCUUCGACGAGCCAAGCAAUUUCACUCUGUUCAAGGCUGGCGAAGAAGCGUACGUGGAGCUGAAGCUCAUCGACGACAACUUUAGCAUGAAGUUGACAAAGGUGGUUCUUUCAACAGAGAGCACCCCGAACGAUACCGACAGCAUCGUCCACGACUUCACAAACGAAACCAAGGAAGUAACGAAUGGCGACGGGAAGAUCGACUUCACGGUUAUCCUUAGACCAUGCUUGGAGUGCUUCUUCAUCGUUGAGGGCGAGAACGUACCCAACGGGCGCAGACUGCUGUCAGGGCAUGGCGGCGCGAUGAAGGCUUUCCACGCUUUCGAGAUGACGGUGGAAUUUGAUCAGAAGGUGUCGGUGCUCGCCUCCAUGAAGGGCGCCCAGGGAGAAGGCAUGAUCGACGAAUUGACGACAGCUAUGCGAGGACAUUUCGGCAAGGGAUCUGGCCGACCCAUCCAUGCUGUCCAAGUGUGGAUCGAUCCAGGCAUGGAGCCAGAUGCUUUGUACAUGCGCGCGGCCAUCGGCGCGGACAACAUGAGCAGUGCCAGCGACGUUGCCGCGAAACUCCAGCGCACAACCAUCACCGAUCUCAUUAUGGACGCGGCCGAGAGCGUUGGCAUGCAGAGGGACCACCUACACGCAGAUGUAGUUGAGGUGGUAGCGCCAGGCGACGCCGCCCACAGUGAUUGGUUUUUGGUGAGCUGGCAGUACAUGGUGUUGGCCAGCCUAGUCACCGUGCUUGUCUUUCUGAUCUGCGUCGCUUCGACGCUGUAUGUCAAGGCGAAGCGGCAUGCACGUGAAUCUCAAGACGCCAAUCCUUUGAUUGCAGCUGACUGCUCGCAUGCCAGGAUCAUGGACAUUUUGCACUCAGGGGGGUGCUCGGACGAUGAAAUUGACUUCAUCAUGUCCGAGCAGGCUCCAGCGACUCGGGCCUAG
This is a messenger RNA of Prorocentrum cordatum, 1416 nucleotides long. The record is from the annotation of a GenBank genome assembly. Lineage: Eukaryota; Dinophyceae; Prorocentrales; Prorocentraceae.